CGUUACCGGGGUAACGGAGUCGUUGGAGAAGCGAGGAGCCCAGGGGCAAGAUGAUGCUCUCCCGGGCCAAGCCGGCCGUGGGGGGCGCCCCGCCGCAGGGUGACAAACGGAAGAAGAAAGGCAAGAAAGUCCCGCAGCUGGAGGAGCUGCUGGCCCAGAGGGACUUCACCGGCGCCAUCGCCCUGCUGGAGUUUAAACGGCAUGUGGGGGAACAAGAUGAGGACACCGACCUUUGGAUUGGAUACUGUGCCUUUCACCUGGGGGACUACAAGAGAGCAUUGGAGAUGCAUAUGUAAACCAGCUGGAAUGAGCAAAAUAGAUGUUCUCAUAUCCAGGGAGAACCUAGAAAACAGAAGCAGAACAGUUAAGCUAAGGUUCCUGAGAUGCAACAUUCCCCACACCAAAAGGGAGUGUCCCAGAAGUCUUCAGAUCCCAACUGGAACCCUGAGAAUUCCCCAUUUUGUCACCUUCAUCUUUGAAGCACCAUCUUGAGUCUACCAUCUAGUGAGAUUCCUUCUGAAGGCCAAUAACAAAACCUCUCUUUUAAAAAAAAAUGAAAAUCAAACCAAGACUGCCUGUUGAUCUAGAUGGCACUUCCUCCUCCUCAGAGCACUGUGACCACACCUGCAGUGUUCCAACUCCCUACCAGCACAGGGAAGGAGACCACCACUAGAAAUGAAAAUCCAAUUUCUAACCAUUUUUAUAUCACACCCAUUGCCAUAGUACCAUAGUGCUUCUCCUGGAUGAUAGUGAAAAUCACCAGUUGCACAGCCUGCUAUAGCAUCUUUAACUCCCGAAAUUUACACAAAGAGGCUACCUCUAAAUCAGAUGCCGGUAUCUCCCGUUCCUCCUCCCAGAAAGCUAAAACGCUGCCUCGACAGUCUUCCUGAUCACUACCAGACCAAGGGACAAGAGACUGGGGCUCUGGAAAAUCAGAUGCUGCCCUUUUCAAAGGUAGCACACUGCAGAGUCACAUUCUGAGAUAUAUUGUACCCCUUAAAAAAUGCAUGGGAACUUCUUAUCUGUCUCUCCAACAUGGCUUUUAGCCAUCUUCAGAUAUUAAACAACUUCAAUUUAGAGACAAAUGAAAGACCAAAUACAAGAGUAACAUGAUACAAAAGCAAGAACUAGAAUGAUUUGUUAGAAAACUUAUCUAUGUACAGUAUCAGUUAAAACAAAAUGGAAUCAAGAUUGAUGUGUCUGUAGUGCCCAGCAUGAUAGGGCCCUGACGCCUGAUUGAGGCCCCUACAUGUUCCUGAAAUAUAAAUAAUAAUGAGGAUUACAUCAACAUAA
Emys orbicularis (European pond turtle) is the source of this 1293-nucleotide messenger RNA. Its product is annotated as intraflagellar transport protein 56-like. The record is from RefSeq and is a predicted model, not a curated record. Gene Ontology annotation, molecular function: intraciliary transport particle B binding. Gene Ontology annotation, cellular component: ciliary base; intraciliary transport particle B; ciliary basal body. Lineage: Eukaryota; Metazoa; Chordata; Testudines; Emydidae. Gene Ontology annotation, biological process: intraciliary anterograde transport; intraciliary transport involved in cilium assembly. The transcript is spliced from 5 exons. Bases 51 to 296 code for a protein of 81 amino acids.